CCUGCCGAGAGUGGGGAGGCUGGCUGGAGCGACAAUCACAAGGUCCCAGGUGUGGCACAAGGAGAGAUAGUCCAGCCUAGGCAGCAGCAGACUGAGGGUGACCAUCUUGCACAUCCCUGCAAUCACAAGUAAGGAUUUUAACUGCUCUGACUGGCUGUGUGGACCAAACAUCAUUCAUCUGCCUCCAAACUGCCUAGUGGCUCUGCUUCCACUGCCAUCCCUCUUCCCGAAGUGGCUUCUUGGGCUUAGAGAGCACAUUCGCUUAGACCUCCAGAAGCUGGAGUCAGGAUAUGGACUCAGUAGCUUUUGAGGAUGUGGCUGUGGACUUUACCCAGGAAGAGUGGGCAUUGCUGGAUCUGUCUCAGAGGAAACUCUACAGAGAUGUGAUGAUGGAAAUCUUCAGAAACCUGGCCUCAGUAGUUUCUCGAAAACUAAAUGAUGGAGAAAAGCUAUCCUCUGAAAAUAUAAUAUUACGAUUCAUGAAAAAUGACACGUGGUCCUCAAUGGUAGGAGAAAUGUGUGAAUUACAUGGCACUGAAGAUCAGGAUAACAACAAGAAAACACAUGUGAGAAGGCAAAUGGUAGAGAACGUCUGUGAAAGCAAUGAAGACAAUCAGUGUGAACAGACCUUCAUCCAGAUUCCAAAUCUUUCUGUGCUCAAAAGAACUCCUGUGAAAGUAUAUCCUUCUGAAUGCCUUGAGUAUGGAACAUCCUUGAUGGAUCAUUCAUCACUUAAGCAUCAUAUCAGAUCUGACUCUGAAUGUAAUGCCUCUCAGUGUAAGGAAUGUGGAGAAGCCUGCAGUUACACUCCUUACUUCAGCACUUCUGUGAGAACUCUUACUGGAGAGAAACCCUAUGAAUAUAAGGAAUGUUGGAAAGCCUUUCAUAAGUCCUCAAGCCUUACUGGACAUACAAGAAUUUACAGUAGAGAGAUGCCUUAUGAAUGUAGGGAAUGUGGCAAAGCCUUUUGUCAUCCUUCAAACCUCGAUAGACACAUGAGAAUUCACAGUGGAGAGAGGCCUUAUGAAUGUAAGGAAUGUGGCAAAGCCUUUAGUCAGUUCUCACACCUGACUAAACAUAUAAGAAGUCACAGUGGAGAGAGGCCUUAUGAAUGUAAGGAAUGUGGCAGAGCCUUUCAUCAGUCCUCCAACCUGACUACACAUAUGAGAACUCACAGUGGAGAGAGGCCUUAUGAAUGUAAGGAAUGUGGGAAAGCCUUUAGUCAGUCCUCAAACCUCACUGCACAUAUAAUAACUCACAGCGGAGAGAGGCCUUAUAAAUGUAAGGAAUGUGGUAGAGCCUUUCGUCAUUCCUCACACCUCACUAGACAUAUGAGAAUUCACAGUGGAGAGAGGCCUUAUGAAUGUAAGGAAUGUGGCAAAGCCUUUCGUCAGCCCUCAGACUUCACUAAACAUAUGAGAACUCAUAGUGGGGAGAGGCCUUAUGAAUGUAAGGAAUGUGGCAAAGCCUUUCGUCAGUCCUCAGACUUCACUACACAUAUAAGAACUCACAGUGGAGAGAGGCCUUAUGUUUGUAAGGAAUGUGGCAAAGCUUUUAAUCAGUCCUCACACCUCACUGUACAUAUAAGAAGUCACAGUGGAGAGAGGCCUUAUGAAUGUAAGGAAUGUGGCAAAGCCUUUCAUCAUUCUUCACACCUCACUGAACAUGUGAUAACUCACAGUGGAGAGAGGCCUUACGAAUGUAAGGAAUGUGGGAAAGCCUUUAGUCAGUCCUCAAACCUCGCUAUGCACAAAAGAACUCACAGCGGAGAGAGGCCUUAUGGAUGUAAGGAAUGCGGCAAAGCCUUUCGUCAUUUCUCACACCUCACUAUACAUAUGAGAGUUCACAGUGGAGAAAGGCCUUAUGAAUGUAAGGAAUGCGGAAAAGCCUUUAGUCAGUCCUCAAACCUCACUAUACAUAUGAGAAAUCACAAAAUCACCCUGGGAGAGAAACGUUUUGAAUGUACGGAAUGUGGGAAGUUCUUUUGUAAAUCCUCAAACCUCACUGAUCAUGUAAAAAAUUACAGUGGAGAGACGACUUAUAAAUGUAAGGAAUGUCGGAAAAGUUUCAAAUGUCCCUCAUCCUUUGGAACACAUCUGAGAAGGAUACUGGAGAGGAACAAUGUGUGUUUAAGUAAUGUUGGGUAGUUUUAAUCUUUUUUUUUUUUUUUUUGGUCUACCUGAAAGAAGAAACCAUGUAAGUAUAAGGAAUGUGGGGAAUUUUUUUCCCCCCUCUCAUAUUUUCAAAGACGUUCUAGUUUGCACAUACGGGAAAACCUUCCCUACAUAUAUGAGAUGUGAGUAGUGACACUGGAGAGACAGGUAAAUAUAAGGCUCCUUGGAGCACCUACAAGUCUUUUUCAAUUCUUAGACAACUUGUGAGCUAUUACACUGCGGAUAGAUCCUGUGAAUGUAAAAGAUGAUGGUGUUCCUCCUUAGGAUGCCAGUGAAGCCUCACAGUCUAGAGAGACCCUGUGACUGUAAGCAUUGUGCAAAGACCUUCAUUCACAUUAUUUCCAUUCUUUUGCACAAGAAAAUUCAUAGCAGGGGAGAAAUCAAAGUUAGAAAUACGGAAUUUUCCACUAUAUUAUCUCUAUGUGCAUUACUUUAUCCACUUGUUAUUUUUUGAUGUAAAAUUAAGGUGAAAAAUAUCAGUCUAAGUCUCCUUUCACUCCUAGGACAUGAAUUUUGAUGAAUAGUGUUUGUACUUUUCUUCAUUUAUAUAAAAAUUCUCUUCAUUAUAAAGUCUCAUCAACGUGUUUUGAAGCAUGUUUUCUUUUAACUAUGUUAAAUUUUAAUUUUUUUCAGAGUAUAAAGCAAUGUGUUCUCAUUGUAGAAAAUUUGAGUUUAAUUGGAAAGAGUGCGGAAAAAGCAAAAAUCACUUAAAAUGUCACUACUCUUGGUGUGUUCAAAUGAGUUAUUUUAUGUUGUAUUUUGACUUGGUUCUUUGGAAAAACAGCUUGACAGAUUUUUGUCCCCUAAGCCCUGAGGAGUUACCUUUGAUAUGGUGUUCUACCUCUGAGAGUUUGUUACUUUUGUCCAGGUUGAUUGACAUUUCCUGGGUAAGCUGUAAACAACUUGAUGAUUUGAUCAUUUUUGUUUAGCCCUGGGAUGCAGUCUGCUGUAAUUGGUCUAUUUGAUGCAUUUUGUAGUGAUUGGUGGGCUUAUUAUUCAAAUUGAGUGAUUUGCAGUCCACCAAAGGGAUUGAUGUCUUUGUGGUCCUGCUGGGAGGGCCAUACCUUGAGAUUGACAAGAAGUUUGCUUAUAUAAGCAGCCAACUUAGGUUUUUAGAGAGGCAAGAAGGGAGAAGAAGCAGAGAGAGACGAGGCAAGGAACCUUCUAAAAGAGUUGUAACACAGGUCAAGGGCUGUAACACUGAAGCUGGCAAGGAGCCCAGAAGGGGGCCUGUGGCAGGGUUGGCUGACACAGGCCUGGAACGGGCCCUGCAGCAGAGUCUGCGAUGACUGUGGAAAAAUACUAUUAGGAAAGCAGCUAAGAGAGCUAAGCAAUAUGCUGGGCCAGUUAGCAGUGGAGAGGCCCACAAAGGCAAAGGGGCCUGCUUGGCUUUUUAGGGGCAUGCAAUGCUGAGAGGGGCUUGCACUGCCAAGAGAAGGCCUGUCCUGAUGGGGCCGAGAGGAGGUCUAUACUAAGGGUUUGAGAGAGGAUGGACACUGCAGGGCGGGUGCAUGCAUGGCCAAGGGAAGGGCCUGCCUGCUUUUACAGCCAAGAGGAGCCGAGAGAGCUGUCCUGCACUGAAGAAGCUAGGGAAGAGUGUGCUCACUGCUUCGGGGAAUCCUUCUGAAACUUGCCUGUGUGCUUCCUGAUCCUGAUUCCAAGUUGUUCCUGUUGCUUCUGAGGUGAUCCUGAUCCGAAGUUGUAGCCCAUUACUUCCCUAAUAAGCCACAUGACUGUUGAGUAUGGUCUGUGAGUUCUGUGUAGCCAUUGCAACAAAUUAUCAAACCCAUCAGAGAAGUAUAGAGUGCCAUGGGGGAAGAUGGCUGGUGUCAGAAAUGAUGAAGUCUGAGGGUGGGUAUAUGUUUGACCUCCACCUCAUGGGAACCAGCCUUGCACUGAUCCUGGUUCUUAUUGUCCCUCAGGAAUUUGGAAGAUUCCUUGAGCUAGAACACACUUGGUAUUUUGGUUAUUUUUUUCCGCCUUAAUACAAAUAAAUGUUUUUAAUAGAAUCAGGGUUGUACUGUGUGUUUAGUGUAAUAGUGGAUAUUUUUGCAUUGCAUCUUCUCCCUGAACACUGUUAUGAUCCCUUAUUUACUGAUGAGGAAACUACACAAAGUUUUGUUUUUUUCUGAAAUAGUAAUGCAAUGCUUUUUUUUAAUUGUACUUUAGAUGAAGGUUUACAGAACAAAUAGUUUCUCAUUAAAC
Trichechus manatus latirostris (Florida manatee) is the source of this 4379-nucleotide messenger RNA. RefSeq names its product zinc finger protein 699-like. Lineage: Eukaryota; Metazoa; Chordata; Mammalia; Sirenia; Trichechidae. Bases 291 to 2147 code for a protein of 618 amino acids. Gene Ontology annotation, biological process: regulation of transcription by RNA polymerase II. The record is from RefSeq and is a predicted model, not a curated record. Gene Ontology annotation, molecular function: DNA-binding transcription factor activity, RNA polymerase II-specific; RNA polymerase II cis-regulatory region sequence-specific DNA binding. The transcript has 6 exons.